AUGACAUCCGCACCGGCCCGCGCAUCCAAUGCGCUGCUCUCGGUCAACUUCAACCAGGACCACUCGUGCAUCGCGGUGGGCACGCGCGAUGGCUACUCGAUCACCAACUGCGAGCCGUUCGGCCGCGUGUACACCAACCAGUCGGGCGCGACGUCUCUCGUCGAGAUGCUCUUCUGCACCUCGCUCGUCGCACUCGUCGCCACGUCCGAUGCAGACGCCAAGUCGAACGCCAGCCCACGCCGGCUGCAGAUCGUCAACACCAAGCGCCAGAGCGUCAUCUGCGAACUCCUCUUCCCCACCGCCAUCCUCGGCGUCAAACUCAACCGCCGUCGCCUGGUGGUGGUGCUCGAGAACGAGAUCUACAUCUACGACAUCUCCAACAUGAAGCUGCUGCACACCAUCGAGACGAGUCCCAACCCGAACGCCAUCUGCGCCCUCUCGCCCAGCUCGGAGAAUUGCUUCCUGGCGUAUCCGAGUCCCGUGCCUUCGCCCACCAGCCCCUUUGCCGCGGGUGCAGGCGCGGCGGCGGGGGGCGCGGGAGCGGCAACAGCGGGUGCAGCGGGCGGCGGGGCAGGCGACGUGCUCAUCUUUGAUCUGCUCUCGCUGAGUGUGACCAAUGUGAUCCAGGCGCACAAGACGCCCAUCUCGGCACUGGCGCUCAACGCAACCGGAACGCUGCUGGCCACCGCCAGCGACAAGGGCACCGUGAUCCGCGUGUUCAGCGUGCCGGCCGCACACAAGCUGCACCAGUUCCGCCGCGGCAGCUACGCGGCGCGCAUCUACAGCAUCAACUUUAACGCCGUCUCGUCGCUGCUCGCCGUGUCCUCGGACACGGAGACGGUGCACAUCUUCAAGCUGGCAUCGUCUUCGGGCGGUAGCAAGGCGUCGGCGAUGGUGUCGGAUGCGGCGUCGGAUACGUCCAGUCCGCCCGGCUCGGCCAACGGCGGGCGCGUGGGCGGGUACGAGGCCAUGAUGGCGCGUCCCAAGCAAGGUGGGGGGAUAGGCGGCAGUUUGCGGCGCCGAAGCAUGGCGCUCGGCAAGGGCAUCACGGGCAGCGUCGGCGGCUACCUGCCCAACAGCCUGACCGAGAUGUGGGAGCCGGCGCGCGACUUUGCCUUUCUCAAACUGCCUACGCCGGGCGUGAGCAGCGUGGUGGCGCUCAGCGCGACCACACCGCACGUCAUGGUCGUCACCAGCGAGGGCUACUUCUACCAGUACAACAUCGACCUCGAACACGGCGGCGAGUGCAUCCUCCAGAAACAGGCUGACCCAGUGGCCGUUGUGGCGAUAGAAUACUCGCUCUUGGAUACGGAUGCCGAGAGCGGGGCGCGGUCGAAUGGCGACUGA
Moesziomyces aphidis is the source of this 1347-nucleotide messenger RNA. Lineage: Eukaryota; Fungi; Basidiomycota; Ustilaginomycetes; Ustilaginales; Ustilaginaceae. The record is from the annotation of a GenBank genome assembly.